GGGCCGGCCCCGGCCCGCAAGGCCUGCGGGAGAUGCGGUGGGGCCGGCGGGUUGCGGGACGGGGCCCGGCGCGGGCUGUGCCCCGCGGUUCCCCGGGCACGGCUCCUGCUCUGCUCCCCGCGCCUUGCCUGGCUACCGGCCCGCCGGCUGCCUCAGGGUCCGAGCCGCCCCCGCCGCCUGUCCUCGGGGCUCCUGUUCCCUGCUGACGCUGUUGUGGUGUCGAGGAUAACAAGUAUUUGGGAUCGUUUCCUCGUAUCUCUGCGCAGGCAAAACGGCCACGGAAACCCCCGUGAAAGGACGCAGGAGCCACGCCAGGAUUCUCUCGUUUAGACGCUUGUCUGAGUGUUCGAUCUUUGGGGUGAUUUUAGGAUAACUGUGAGGGAGGUUUGAGGAUUCGCUGUAACUCCUGUCAAGGCACCGAGCCCUGAAAGCCUCUCCCACCCGUCUGCCAGCCAGCCAGCCUUCUGCAGCAUGUCUUUUUUGCAGGGUCACAGCUCAGAUGUUUCCUUGGUGGCACUCGACUCAGUUACUGCUUUUAUAAUGACUUUCUCUCCAAAGAGGCAGAGGCCAACCUUGAAGUUUGUGCCAUCUCUCUGCCGAUGAUAACACUGUUUCUGUGGGGCAGGACACCUUCUGCUGACCUCACCCCUGCUGAGGCCAAAGACACCUUGUUAACACUAUUCAAGCUUCCCUGGCCCCUUCCGUUGCUUGGUGGCACAUCUAACGUGGCUCUGUUGAGGCCAUCAGAUUGGAAUUUUCUUGUACAUUUGGUCCUUGCUCAUGUCGACCAGCACGGCAGAACAAGUGUAAAAGAGUGUCCUGCACUGAGGGCAGAACAAGAGUAAAAGAAUGUCCUGCACUGAGAGCGGAGAACAGCUCUGACAGCAGCAAAAUCCAAACCCAGAGGGCCAGUGUCAUCAGGGCACAGCACAGAACUUGCCAGCCUAAGACUCUGCACUCACAACAGGAAUAUGGCAGCAAGGCUGCCUCCUCAGUCCUCCAGAUGACAAAAGACAUUCAAGCUCCUGACAAACAGCCUGAAGAGAUGCUGAAGCAUUCCACAACCCCCCAGGGCAUGUAUCCAUAGACAGAGUUGGGCAGAAAGGCAGGAUGAUGAACACUCUCUGGGCAGUCUGAGGACAUGUGAACCAGCAAGAAGAUCAUCCAUGCUCCUACAGGCAAAGGAUCCAUGGCAGACACAGGCUGCAUGAAGCAUCACAUACUCUGUUUUUCAGAAAGACCUAAGCAAUGCCUGAAAUGUGGAACUUGGCAGAAUUCCGGAGGAAGUAUCCAUGUGAGCUGAGAUACAAGAUGAGCCAACCUGACAGUCAGGCUGUUGGUGCAGUGGUGUAUGAGCACAGAUCCCGGCUGGAGCGAUCCCUGCAGAAGGAGCGAGGGGAGCACAAGAAGACAAAGGAAGAUUUUUUAGUGUAUAAAUUAGAAGCUCAGGAAGCUCUCAACAAGGAGAAGCAAGACUCUAUGAACAGAUAUGGAGCCCUCAGUUCCCAGCACAAGAUCCUGAAGAACCAGAAUGAAGAUGUCAAGAAGCAGCUGCUUGACCUGCAGCUGCAGCACAACAGCUUGAAACUGGAACAUCGUAAGACACUGGAGACCCACAGCCAGAAAUAUGCCCAGCUGCAGCAGGAGAGGGACAGCGAGGUCACAAACCUGCAGGAUACAGUCUUUAAACUCAGAGAAGAGAGCAAGCUCCUUCGGAAGGCCCACCAGGAAGUUCACUCUCAGCUCCUCAGUGCCCAGGCCCAGAUGGAAGAGUUCAGGCAGCUCAAGGAAGCUCUACAGAAGAUGCCAAGCUUCAAAGCAGGAGGAGCUGGGAAGGGGCAGCAGCAGCUUCAGGUAGCAAAGGAGCAGCCCAUGGCACCAGCUAACAGCCAGGCACAGCUGGCCAGGCAGAAGGCUCUUCCAGUCAACCAGGAGAAUCAUCCUGCUGGGAACGGGAACUUGCUGGCCUCGCAGGUUGCUGGGGCUCAGAAGCAGCCAGAUGGGCCUCAGCUGCAGGGCCACAACCCCUACAGCAAUGAUGGCCUGAAGCCACAGGCCAACAUGCUCUUUACCAACCCAGCCUCACUGCAAGAUGCCAACUCACUGCCAGGGGCUUUGCCAGCCUGGCCAGCGAGACACGGGGAUGGCCACAUCAUCCGCUUCACCCGGACUGUGAACAGCCUGCCCAGUGGGAACCCAGAUCUCAAGAUGGUGAUGCGCAUUCAAGUGAGAAGCAACAAGGAGAGCCAAGCUCCUGGAUUGUCACUCUCUGAUCCAAACCAACCACCUGCAGCAGAAAAACCUCAGAUGCCAGACAACCACCACCCCCCAGGGAGCAGACAGGUGCAAAUGCAGAGCUGGAAAGACAUAGUUAACAAAGUGGAUGCCCAGAGGGAUGAGGAACAAGUGCACAGUUACCCAAAGAGCCUUCAUCUGGAUCCCAAGCCUGGGCAAGAGAUGCAGAAAGGCAGCCCCCAGCCAGCAGCAGGUCAGAAGAGAGGGGAAGAGCAUCCAAGAACUGCUCAGGAGGGUGAGAAGGAAAGGACAGAUGAGGAGGAACUGGAAAUGGAUGCAGGAGUGAUUGAGAGAGAGGAGAACCUGCAUUCUCAGAAGGAGCCUGUUGCCCAGGAGCCAAUGAUGCCAGAUGAUGCUGCAGAUCCUGCCCAGGAUCCCAAUAACCAAGGGGAGGAUGAGUUUGAGGAAGCUGAGCUGGAGAGACCUGACUUUGAAGAGAAGGUGGGAGGUUUGGAGAAGUUCAAGGAGCCCAGCUUGAAGGAAGAGUCUAAGGAGAAGCCACUGAAGGAUGCUGACAGACCUGCCAAGCCCAGGGAAGAGCCAGUGGAGGACUACCAAGAAGAUCAGGAGCAAGAAAUUGAGGAUCAUGGAGGUGAGGUGGAUGACAAUGAUGACCUGGAACUUGUCCAAGACCAGAAGGAUCAUGGAGGCAUACAGGGAGCUGGGGGCAAGAAGGAUGACUACUACUGAAAGCUGCUGAAGGAAGAUGGACUAUGCUGGGAAUGAGGAGAUGGGAACUCCUCCUGGGAACUGGCUCCUGUGUUCAACACUGCCUGGAACAGACACAGGCAGGAGGAGGUAACUGUCUCUGCAGGCACUGAGCAGGCUGCUUGCAGAUGUGCAUCACAUCUGCAUGUGUGGGGCAAUUGCUGCCUCUCCAGUCACCAGCAUGGAAGUGCUCUCAGACUGUAGGAAUGAUAUCAUUCUGCUGCUUCUCUUAGAAGCACUUUUUGAUUUACUGUGUUCUUCACCCUCUUGUUUUCCCUAUCCCCUCCCAAGCUGGAGAGUUUCUUAUUUUUUAACACCCUGGUCAGCAGAGUGGAGCCUGAACUGGUCCCUGGGCUUUUACUUGACUGAUGGCUAAUACAAAGGAAUCUGUCUUCAUAAAA
Messenger RNA from Apus apus (common swift), 3404 nucleotides. Its product is annotated as Golgi integral membrane protein 4-like. Gene Ontology annotation, cellular component: Golgi membrane; Golgi apparatus. Bases 1249 to 2985 code for a protein of 578 amino acids. The record is from RefSeq and is a predicted model, not a curated record. Lineage: Eukaryota; Metazoa; Chordata; Aves; Apodiformes; Apodidae. The transcript is spliced from 16 exons.